AUGCAUACUAAUGUGAUCAUGUGCAAGAUUGAAAUGUACAUAGUUGACCUUAGAAUCGAACCACCUACUGAAUCAUUGGUGAACCAUAGACUAGUUCUUCCCACUUACACAUUGAUAGUGGAUAGUCAGAUCGAAUCAAGAUCAGUGGAAUGUAAAUCCUUAGCUAUGAGACCUGCGACACAUUCCGCUCUACUAUCGAAGAACCGGAAGAGAGAUAGAGUAAUGGUGUCAACGACUCGGAGCGGAGACCGCUCCGGCAACAAUAAUACCACCACCACGCCCAACGGUAGCAGCAAGAGAUCUCCGUCUUCUUCCGAAGAUAAACCUCAAUCACCCAAACGCCAAAAGCUUGGAGAUGGCGGCGCCAGUGUCGAUAAGCCGGCGGUUGCAGCUGAUAAUCAGACGGUCGCGGAGGAGAAGUCAAAGGACAACUGCACGCUGCCUCCGGUAGAUUCCGGUGAAUCCGCUCCAAUCUCCGAGGACUCCAAGAUUGCGGCCUCUCCGGCGGCAUCGGCGGCGCAACCACCUGUUGCCGAAGGCUCAACACCGGCCUUGGUAGAGAAGCCAAUUAGUUCAUCUUCCGGUGGGAAUAAGUAUCCGAAGCAGCACGACUCUCCGAGCCCGUGGUGUAAACUUCUGUCACAGUCUGGACAGCAACCAAGCCUUAGCAUUUAUACAUCAAUCUUCAGUAUUGGUACUAGUAGUACCUGCAGCUUCACGUUUAAAGACCCGACAGCAAGUCCAAUACUGUGCAAGAUCGUAAGACCUCAGCCGGAAAGCAAUUAUGCAGCUGUUCUAGAGAUCACAGGAAGUGAGGGAUAUGUGCUGCAUAAUGGAACACUUAUGAAGAAGAAUUUCAAAUGUCCGCUACGCUCUGGUGACGAAGUGGUUUUUGGUUCACUCGGGAGAUAUGCUUUCAUAGUACAGAAAUUGCCUGAAGUUGCAGUAGAAGGUGGUGGGCUUCAGAAGCCUCCAGGAAACACUCUAAAGUUAGAGAGACGGGCAGACAAUUUCCGUGCUACAGUUUUGGAAUCGGUUUCAAAAUUUAAGCAAGGCUUAUUGCAGGCAUCUAGUCAGAACCGCCAAGCGCCAGAGAAAGCUGCUACUUCUGUGGUCGAAGAUGGCGCCGAGCUUGAGAUAUUAGAUGAGAAAAACGAGUUGACGAGAAAUUCACAACAAGCUUCAACGUCAGGCAAUGGUCUGCGAUUUUCAAUAUUCAGAGAAGACAUUCAAGCUGGUAUUGUUGAAGGCAAAAGCUUGGAAGUUUCAUUCGAAAAUUUUCCCUAUUAUUUGAGUGAGAAUACAAAGAAUGUCUUAUUAGCUGCUUCUCAUAUACAUCUGAAGCAACAAGAAUAUGCCAAGUAUGCCUCCGAGUUGACCACGUUGAGUCCAAGAAUAUUGCUUUCUGGUCCCGCAGGUUCUGAAAUAUACCAAGAGAUGUUAGCUAAAGCACUUGCCAGUUACUUCGAGGCGAAAUUGCUAAUAUUUGACAGCCAUCCAAUUUUGGGGGCUCUGACUACUAAGAAAAUCGAGUCACUGAAGGAUCGGGGUGACAGAGUGAUAUUUUACAAUGCUGAGAUGUAUCAGGGGCCAUCUACCUCAAGGGGACCUCCUAAUGGGAUCAAAGGGAAAGUUGUUUUAGUAUUUGAUGAGAAUCCUUCAGCUAAAGUGGGUGUUAGAUUUGAUAAGUCCAUGCUUGAUGGAGUUGAUCUUGGUGGUUUGUGUGAAAAGGGGCAUGGGUUUUUCUGCAAUGCUACUGAUCUUCAGUUACUAAGCUCGGGUCCUGAUGAUCUUGAUAAAUUACUUAUCAACACAUUGUUUGAGGUUGUCCAUGCAGAGAGCAGAAUUUGUCCGUUUAUUCUAUUUUUGAAAGAUGCUGAGAAGUUUGUUGUUGGAAAUUCCGAUUCGUACUCUACGUUUAAAAGCAGACUUGAAGAUCUCCCAGAAAACGUAAUUGUGAUUGGUUCACAGAUACACACUGAUAAUCGCAAGGAAAAGCCUCAUCCUGGAGGUCUAUUUUUCAGCAAGUUCGGUGGCAGCCAACCUGGUCUUCUUGACUUAGCUUUUCCAGAUAUUGCACGACUACGUGAGCUAGGUAAGGAAGUCCCAAAGGCAACGAAACUUCUAACGAAGCUCUUUGGAAAUAAAGUUACUAUUCACAUGCCACAGGAUGACGAUCUUCUUACAUCUUGGAACGAUCAGCUGGAUCGUGAUGCUGAGACAUUGAGAAUGAAGACUAAUUUCACUCACUUGCGCAUGGUGCUGGGACGAUGUGGUCUGGAAUGUGAAGGAAUUGAGACGCUGUGCAUGAAGGAUCUCACACUUCAAAGCGACAGUGCAGAAAAGAUCGUUGGAUGGGCUCUUAGUGACCAUCUAAGGCGGAAUCCUGAUGCUGAUCCAGAUACGAGGAUUAUUUUGCCUCUUGAUAGCAUAGAAUUUGGAAUUGGAAUUUUUCAGGCUCUUCUAAAUGAAUCUACGAGCUCAAAGAACUCUCUCAAGGACAUUGUGACAGAAAAUGAGUUUGAGAAGAGGCUUUUAGGUGAUGUUAUUCCGCCUAGUGACAUUGGCGUUACAUUUGAUGACAUUGGCGCACUUGAGACUGUCAAAGACACCUUAAAGGAAUUGGUUAUGCUUCCUUUACAACGGCCUGAACUUUUCUGCAAGGGGCAAUUAACAAAGCCUUAUAAAGGAAUUCUUUUAUUUGGACCUCCCGGAACCGGAAAGACUAUGCUUGCGAAGGCAGUGGCAACGGAAGCUGGUGCUAAUUUCAUCAACAUCUCAAUGUCAAGCAUCGGAUCUAAGUGGUUUGGUGAGGGUGAGAAGUUUGUCAAAGCCAUCUUUUCAUUGGCCAGUAAAAUUUCCCCUAGCGUUAUCUUUGUGGACGAGGUGGACAGCAUGCUAGGCCGGAGAGAGAACCCGGGGGAACAUGAGGUAAUGCGGAAGAUGAAAAAUGAGUUCAUGAUAAAUUGGGACGGUCUAAGGACAAAGGAGAAGGAACGUGUUCUGGUUCUUGCAGCCACAAAUCGUCCUUUUGACCUUGAUGAGGCUGUCAUUAGACGGUUGCCCCGUAGGUUGAUGGUGGGACUACCAGAUGCUCCGAAUAGAGCAAAGAUACUAGGGGUUAUACUUGCAAAAGAAGACUUGUCCCCUGAUAUUGAUCUUGAUGAAGUUGCCAGUAUGACUAAUGGAUACUCUGGAAGCGAUCUUAAGAAUCUAUGUGUUACCGCUGCCCACCGUCCAAUCAAGGAGAUAUUGGAGAAGGAAAAAAUCGAGCGAGAUGCUGCUCUGGCGGAAGGGAAAGUUGCACCAGCUCUAAAUGGAGGUUCUGAUAUCCGAGCUUUAAACAUGCAGGAUUUCAGAUACGCACAUGAGCAGGUGUGCGCGAGCGUUUCGUCAGAGUCGGUGAACAUGACAGAGCUUGAACAAUGGAACGAACUCUACGGGGAAGGUGGAUCUAGAAAGAAGAAGUCACUCAGCUACUUCAUAGGAAGCAGCGAAUCGAAAAUGUCAGAUAUGGUCGCGACAUUGCCGUCGCCGUCGUCAGCGCCGAGAUCGGCCUCAGACUUCUUCUCCGAUCCCUACGACUCCCAUCCUCUUUGGUUCAAGCCUUCCCUCUUCCUUUCCCCUGGCUUCGACUCCGAGUCAUACAUCUCAGAGCUACGUACGUUCGUUCCAUUUGACACUCUCCGAUCCGAGCUCCGCUCCCACCUUGCGUCCCUCAACCGCGAACUUGUUGAUCUCAUCAAUCGAGACUAUGCGGAUUUCGUCAAUUUAAGCACUAAGCUCGUCGAUGUCGAUGCGGCUGUUGUAGGCAUGCGCGCCCCGCUCCUUGAUCUCCGUAAGAAGAUCACUGGGUUUCGUGGAUCCGUCGACGCCGCUCUUUUCGCACUGAGGAGUGGACUGCAGCAACGUUCCGAUGCCGCUGCUGCGAGGGAGGUUCUGGAAUUGCUGCUUGACACUUUUCAUGUGGUGUCCAAGGUUGAAAAGCUAAUCAAAGUUCUACCAAGUGCUCCUUCGGAUUGGCAAAACGAGGAUGCUAAUUCCCUGGGAAGGAGCUCUAUGAACGUUGAGAAUGCCACGCAGCAAGAUGGCAUAACCAUGAGAGAAACUCAGAGCAUGCUUUUGGAAAGAAUAGCUAGUGAAAUGAAUCGGCUCAAGUUCUAUAUGGCUCAUGCACAGAACCUGCCUUUCAUUGAGAACAUGGAGAAGAGGAUUCAGAGCGCUAGUGUGUUAUUGGAUGCUAGCCUAGGUCAUUGCUUCCUUGACGGGCUAAAUAACAGCGACACAAGCGUCCUUUACAACUGCCUACGUGCAUACGCUGCCAUUGAUAACACCAAAAAUGCAGAAGAAAUCUUUCGAACAACGAUUGUGGCUCCAUUUGUACAUAAAAUUAUUACACAUGAAACAUCAGCGGAUGCUGCUGGAACAUCUGGAGAUGAACUUGAUAACGAUUACAAACAGAUCAAGCGUUUUAUUGAGAAGGAUUGUAAAAUGCUGCUAGAAAUAUCUUCAACCGACAAAUCGGGUUUGCACGUCUUCAACUUCCUGGCAAAUUCAAUUCUGAAAGAAGUUCUUUCGGCAAUCCAGAAGGUCAAACCAGGAGCAUUUUCUCCUGGAAGGCCUACCGAGUUCUUGAAAAAUUACAAGGCAAGCUUGGAUUUCUUAGCAUAUCUUGAAGGUUAUUGUCCGUCAAGGCCUGCUGUCACUAAGUUUCGAAGUGAAGCGGUGUGUGUCGAAUUCAUGAAGCAAUGGAAUGUGGGAGUUUACUUUUCACUGAGGUUUCAGGAAAUAGCUGGAGCCUUGGAUUCUGCUCUUACAUCUCCUUCUCUGGUUUUCAUUCAGGAUUCUGAUUUAGAUAAACAGAGUUUUCCCAACUUAAUGCUUAGACAGAGCGCUACUCUUUUGGGGAGUUUGCGUUCAUGCUGGAAAGAAGAUGUUCUCGUUUUCUCUGCUGCUGAUAAAUUUCUUCGAUUGACCUUGCAGCUUCUUUCGAGAUAUUGCAUUUGGGUGUCAUCUGCGCUGCAUACUAGAAAGGGUAAUGCCAGCCCGAGUCCUGGUUGUGAUUGGGCAGUUUCAUCCACUGCAGAAGAUUUUGUAUAUGUUAUACAUGAUGUAAAUUAUCUAGUCUCAGAAGUUUGUGGCGAUUACCUUGAACAUAUAUCACACUAUUUAUCUUCAUGCUCCACUGAAGUUCUUGAUGUGGUGAGGAUGAGCGUGUUACAGGGUGGAGAUAAAUUAAAGGAAGUCCUACCUUUACUUACCAACACAAUUAUUGAAGUCAUUGUUGAUAAAUCUGUUGAGGACGUAAGGCAUGUCAAGGGAAUAACGACAACCUAUAGGAUGACUAAUAAACCACCGCCGGUUAGACACUCACCAUAUGUCGUUGGCAUAUUGCGUCCUGUAAAGGCCUUUUUGGAGGGAGAUAAGGCUACACAAUACUUGACGCAGGAAACAAGGGAGGAGUUACUGCUUCUCACUGUCUCUGAAAUUACCAGGCGGUAUUACGAAUUAGCUGAUGAAGUUGUUAGCGUGGCGAGAAGAACCGAGUCAUCGCUUCAGCAAUUCCGUCGAAAGGCACAGAAACGAGUAGGUGCAGCAUCCGGUGUAUCUGACCAGAAUGUAUCUGAAGCAGACAAGAUAUGUAUGCAGUUAUUCCUUGAUACUCAGGAGUAUGGCCGAAACAUAUCUGCUUUGGGGUUAAAACCGGCAGAGAUCCCGGCUUAUUGUUCCCUUUGGCAAUGCGUUGCACCUGCGGAUAGGCAAAACACAAUCAGUGUUUGAGGAGGACUCACACUGCAAUUUUCAUACAACAUGGUGGUAUCAUAUAUCUCUUAGAAUAAGAAAUCGUUUCUUCUUUCUUUCUUUUUUCGCUUCUGUGUUACAGUCAUUAGAAUAGAGUGUUCUCCGAAAUUGUAUUAUGAUUGAGAGAGAGAUCUAUGAGUUAGUGUCAGCUUUGGCCAUUCAAUCUUUUGCAGGACUAUUCAUCUUCAGUAUAUAACACUUGCCAAAUACUAGAAUGAAACUUUUCAUGGCCGGUCUAUCAGUAUUCGUAUAAGGCUAUAAGCUAAACCAGAGAUUAUCAACCGUCUAAAGAUAUCAAAUUGGUAAUUCUAAUAAAUAUCCUUCGAUAUCUGUUCGUAUCAAAAUACUUUGUAUAAAUAGGUGAUUCUUUAGAAGGUUAUAUUAGAAUAUUUUGUUCCUGUAAAACUGGAUUUUGAAAGGAGUGAAGUAAAAC
Molecule: messenger RNA, 6235 nt
Organism: Thlaspi arvense
Lineage: Eukaryota; Viridiplantae; Streptophyta; Magnoliopsida; Brassicales; Brassicaceae
Source: the annotation of a GenBank genome assembly